Colletotrichum godetiae is the source of this 329-nucleotide messenger RNA. RefSeq lists its product as uncharacterized. The record is from RefSeq and is a predicted model, not a curated record. NCBI's taxonomy places the organism in Eukaryota, Fungi, Ascomycota, Sordariomycetes, Glomerellales, Glomerellaceae. Bases 28 to 267 code for a protein of 79 amino acids. The transcript has a single exon.
CCCCCAUCUACAAGACUGAAUACGUUCAUGUUCUCUUAUUCCCAUGUGGCAAGUGCUCUAGCGUUCUUUUGCUUUGAGAAUACUUUGAUCCAGGCCAUGGACAAUAGGUGUAUUUCAAGGUCAGUGUUCGCAAAAGUUCAGCCAUUGACGAGGCUGCUACAUGGUCUCAAACAUGCCCCCUCCACUUCAUGCUUUGCAACCAUCUGGCUUUCUCGGGGGUCGCCUGUCAAGCCUGUUCCCAACUUUGCCGCUGGAGAGAGGAGCUGAGGUGUCAGGAGCCUGGUUUAUGCAGUUCCAUGCAGUGCGUAUAUCCGUAGGUAAAGUGUAGG